This is a messenger RNA of Morchella sextelata, 1575 nucleotides long. RefSeq lists its product as uncharacterized. The coding region runs from base 1 to 1575 and encodes 524 amino acids. The transcript is spliced from 5 exons. Gene Ontology annotation, biological process: intracellular signal transduction. Lineage: Eukaryota; Fungi; Ascomycota; Pezizomycetes; Pezizales; Morchellaceae. The record is from RefSeq and is a predicted model, not a curated record.
AUGCAUCAAACCAGUUCCAGGUUACUCCGAAUGACGAACGAUGAUCGGCCAUUCACAAGGGAUUUCAAGGAUUUGUUUUCCACCCUCAUGGUCAGUCUGCCACUGAACUCGCACCGGGUUCGUUUCAAGACCUACGCAUUCUCAUUCACCUCAGAGGAGGCGAUCAACAAUCUCGGCUCCCUGAAGUUCUCGCAGUCAAAUCGGAUGCCAGAUCCCAAGGACCCAUCUCGGAUUGUUACCACAACAACCACAACAACAUUCUCGAUGGCUAAGGAAAUGGCUCGCUCUGUGUGUCAGAGGUUCAUGGAUGCUCGUUUUAUCGAGCUUGCUGAUUCAAAACCAGUCCAGUACUUUCCUCCAAAGGGCUCCCUAUGGCAAUUGACCCCGAAAGGGAUUCACGUCCUGGAAAGAUUCUGCCAGCGGAAUGGAAUUCAACAGGAGCAUGUUGUUAGACUGUUACAGUCACCUUACAAUACUAUGCGUCUGGUUAUUCUCGAGAGAGACUCAAUUACCGACAGGUUAUCACAGGACAAAACCACCACAGAAGUAAUCUUCAGACGGUUUGCCGGAUCUACUCCAAACAUUAAGGCCAACGUGUCCAUCUCGGACUCGGACUCGGUAUCGGAGUAUCAUGAUGGGAUCACGGGUGUAAAGCUAGCCGAAACGCGGAAGAUUUAUGAUAAAGUGAUUAAGAAUUCGUUUACCGGGAAGUGCGCGGUGGAUUGGUUACUGGAUUGCUGUACCACAGUGGAGGCGCGUGAAACCAAUGAGAUUGCAAGGCUCUUCAUUCAGCAUGGUCUUAUCCAGUCCGUACUAGAGGACAAGGUCUACGUUCAUCAAAACCCGGAAGCAAGUCAAUUCCAGCCGACCAAGAACGCCAUUUAUGUAUUCACAGACAAAGGUAGAAGGGUUGCAGGGUGGAUUGAGUCGGACAGGUUGAGCCUGCAGAGCGGAGAGAGGAAUGCUGAUGGCUCCCAAAGAGCGAGGUCAAACGUGAGAGCGAGAGACGACCAGUCCCCAAGAGAUCAGCGUGAAACAAACACAACUCGGUUGACUGCUAUCCUGAACGACGCUGCGCUACGAUUACUGUACCGCGAAUUCCUUCGGGAAACUCUUUGCGAGGAGAAUCUGGCCUUUUACCUGGAUGUUGAAGAUUUCAACCACAACUUCCAUGCUAUUGACCUGUCAAAGCCGGAUGCUGUACGUGAAACACUAGCCGCUGCUUAUGGUCUUUAUAACGCUUUCUUGGCACCAGGCUCCCCCUGCGAGCUUAACAUCGACCAUACCCUCCGCCAGGACAUGGCAUCACGCAUGACAAGGGCAGUUGCAAAAGAUGAUGAGUCGAUGUAUAGCAGCUUGAAGGAUGUGCAGACCCUGUUCGACAGGGCACAACAGCAAGUGUUCAAGCUUAUGGCAGGAGACUCGGUACCUAAGUUUAUUCGCACUCAUAAAUAUAUCGAGGUUGCAGGCGACAUUCUCGAAGAUGAGCGAAAUGCCCUUUCAGGUGGGGCUCCCGAGAGGACCUUAAGUCGAUCAACCAGAUACCCAGCCAGCAAUGGUGAUGUCCCAAGAUGA